Molecule: messenger RNA, 318 nt
Organism: Gryllus bimaculatus (two-spotted cricket)
Lineage: Eukaryota; Metazoa; Arthropoda; Insecta; Orthoptera; Gryllidae
Source: the annotation of a GenBank genome assembly
AUGACUCGCUGGAAGAGAUUGAUCUCGUGGGCAGCAGCCAAGCCGGAGGAAGGACGAACAACGUGGACUCAGGAAAUGAUCGUCUACGUUUCCCGGGAUCCAAAAGACGCGGCUCUAUCUUUUUAUCAUCACUACAAACUCAUGAAUGGCUACAAAGGUAGUGUGGAAGACUAUCUGGAAGCUUUCAUGAAUGAUGCAUUGGUGUAUUCUCCGUUUUGGGGUCAUAUCCUUGACUUCUGGAAAUUGAGACAUGAACCCAAUGUGUUAUUUAACACUUAUGAGGAAAUGAAACAGAAUUUGAUGCGUUGUGAUUUUUAG